UUCUUUCACCACGCAGAAAAAAAAUGACACUAAUUUGAAAACAAAACUUUUUUCGUCUGUCUAAGAAUAUGGUCGGAGCAUUCUGGGCUACUUACACAGUAACGGGCUAUCCUCUUUUUUUUGGUUUCAAAUAUAUCUACGCCAAAUAAGGCAAGAAGGAGCCUCGGAGAUCAGAAAACUGCGUCCAGAUAAAAUCAUACUUUCUACAUUUUCAAAACAGCAAUCGAAUAUGAACUUGAAAACGGAUCUGGAGCCAGGUGAUAGUUGCGAUCCAAAUGAAUUCUACUCGCGUGACACAUCUUCCAACUUCGACAAAAUCGUCAUCAUUGCCUGUGUGUUCACGUUUAUUCACGCGCCUUUUCUUAUCGUGAUGCCAUUUUGCAAUGAGCGUCUGAAAAUGAACUCGCGCAAGAUUAUUGCGAUGAUCGUUAUGUCGGAUGUCGCGUCCGAGUUGCUCAAGUGCUGGGUGGCUUUGUUCGGUUUCCCCGACAACGAGAGGUCCUGCUACUGGGUCACUCAGAUGCACUUAGUCACUAGAAAUUGGUCUCAACUAUGGUCUCUCUGUCUCAUAAUCUGUGUUUAUUUGACAAUCAAGCCUCGAUUCGGAUUGAAUGGCAGCUCUAAGUUUUUCUUAGUUGCCAGCCACUGCAUAAUUUGGCCCUAUGGCUUCCUCCUUGAUUUCAUUACUGCCGGUCACCCUCCAUAUGCAAUUAAAUAUUACGCAUCAGGAGGUUCUGUUAUCGAAGGAUGCCGAGGAAACUUCUCUUUCGAAGUUUCCAAAGACGAAGAAGACUGUCUGAUGGUCGGCACAGGAAAAGAAUUGUACAAAAUACAAACUGCCAACAUUAUUCUAAUUAUGAUUCUAACAAUCAUCUUCUUCGCGUUGUCAAUGAAAGCUGCUUAUGAAAGCUACCAAACCUGCAGGAGCAAAUGUAGGGAAAAUAUGCGAGCUUCGGUCAACGUUAUUUUCGACAUCUCGGCUGAGUUCAGUUUGAAAAUUAUACAGACAACGACCAAGCUAUCGCUGACCGCUUUGAUUUACAUCAUUGCCAUUUUGCCCCUCUUGUGUCUUAACUUCUUUCAAUUUAAACACGGAAACAUUAAUAACAGCGCUGUUCGCCAAUUUUUUAACCUUUAUCCGUAUUUGUGCACUUCGCUGAUUGGAAUGAUGAACAUCAUAUCGUAUGGAUACAUGAGUUCGGUGUUCCGCAGAGAAACGACGAAUAUUUUCAAACGAAUGGUCAGAAUGAGGAUCUUCAGAAGCAGUACUGAUGACGAGCAGUCGCCAGUCAUAAGCACGCGCAGUGAGACAAUGGGACUCUCAACAAACACUUUUUUAGACGACAAACAAAUAUUUGAGCACGCCGCUUUCACAUCCCUUGUAAUGACUGGAUAAAAACUCCAUCCAACGAUUAGUACAACAACAACAAUUACAACAACUCCAUACAACAAUUAUGAUAAAAAACCUUUCCGACCACUGAAGUUGGAGAAAGCUGUCAUGGGGCAAAAACAUUCAGCCUCUUUUUGAUAUCACGUGCAAACCAGCAUGCAGUGCUGAAUCAUGUAAGCUUGAAACAACGAACAAAAAAGUUUUCAAACAUAACUUUUCUCAAAUUGGGUAAAAUUAGACAAAAA
Molecule: messenger RNA, 1635 nt
Organism: Symsagittifera roscoffensis
Lineage: Eukaryota; Metazoa; Xenacoelomorpha; Acoela; Convolutidae
Exons: 5
Coding region: 230-1396 (388 amino acids)
Source: RefSeq, a predicted model, not a curated record